Molecule: messenger RNA, 1083 nt
Organism: Tetrahymena thermophila SB210
Lineage: Eukaryota; Ciliophora; Oligohymenophorea; Hymenostomatida; Tetrahymenidae
Exons: 1
Source: RefSeq, a predicted model, not a curated record
AUGAAAAAUGUACUCUUUUUGGUGAAAAAAUCAGAUAAACCUUUGAAAAGCUAAAGAAAUUUACUAAAUAAGUGGUUUUAAGAUUCUAUCAAAAGCUAUAUUUUAGAGUAGGUAGCAUUUCCUUUUUUCUCAAAAUAUCUUAAUUGCAAAACUUCCUAAGAACUAAAACACUUCAUGAGCUAAAUAGAAGUUGGUAAAAACAAACCUAAAUAUAUGGAAAUGAUUGAAUAAUACUUUUACUACGUCAACUAGUUCAAUCUGAGAGAAGCGUUUAUCCAAAAACUAAAUAGCAUUAUUAAAGAUCCAACUGACAUCACAGAACAAAAAAAUUAUCAUACGUAUAACUGUUAGAAGAUUGUGAGAAAAUAAUUUGUUUGUUUGCUCAUAUUGCGUUUCUUCGAGUAUUAUCACCUGCAUGAAUUUAUGUCAUUCUAUGAUUUAUGGAAUUUCUGCUUUCCUGAAGCAGUUCAAAAAAAAAAAAAACUUUCAAAAUAUGACACAAAAAUAUAAAAGAAAUAAAAAUGUUAAUCAGAGAGUUCUACAAAAAGUGGUUCAUCUCCUACUUUACCUAUUUAAUAAAUCAAUAAUAAUAUUUCUUUUUCCUCUCCUGACUCAUCACAUAUAAAAAAUGAGUAACCAUCUUCUGAUUUGAACUCUCUAAUUGCUAAUAAUCUCCAUUAAAACCAACUUUAGCUACAAGAUAAGAUUAAACAAUAAAAAGAGUAUGAAAACACUAGCUUUUAGUAAUAAUAAAUUAGCAGUAAAAUAGUGGAGGAAGAUGAUGACGAAGAAGAAGAAUAUAUAAAUCUAUCGCAUCAAUUAAGCUAUUAGUAAGAACUAAUAUGUAAAAAAGAAGAAGAACCCUCGUAGAGCUAAAAUAUCUGCUCAGAAAUUAAUUUAGAACCAAAAAGAAAUUAACAUAAAUACUUGUGUAUCUAAUAAGAUCCAAGUCUCAUCUAUUAUUAAAUAUAAUAUUAAUACUACCUUCCUGCUUAAUAAAUUCCUAAUUAAUUUAAUGCUUCAUAAUGCAAAAUUGAAAUUAAAACAGAAGAUCUUAAUCAACCUAUCUUUUAAUUAAAUUGA